AUGGCGACAUCAAUGCCCCAGAGUCCAGGUGGUCAUGACCACAAACCCGACGACGCAGCGCGCAACGAGCAUAUUGAACGUGCGCUUGACAACGUUGAGUCGAGACCAAACGAUGACGCCAUAUUCUCCAAGUUCCCCAAGAUGGAUAAGGUAGAUGAGUUUGGCGCCCAUGCGAAAACGGAUCCGAGAGAAAUUGCGCUUGUUAAGAAAUUGGACAAGUACAUUCUGCCUAUGCUAUGGUUCAUGUAUCUUUUCAAUUACCUCGAUCGCAAUGCCCUCGUCAAUGCGCGACUUAAUAGCCUGGAAGAAGAUCUUGGUCUUGUUGGGACGCAGUACAAUACUUGUGUUUCAAUUCUGUUCGUCGGGUACAUUGCCGGCCAAGUCCCGAGCAACAUGCUCAUCAACAGAGUCAAGCCAUCUUGGUACAUGGCUGGCUUCUGUCUCGCUUGGUCUAUCGUCAGUCUAGUGACGUUCUUGGCGAAUAGCUACGGAAGCAUGGUUGCGCUUCGUUUUAUCCUCGGCGUAACUGAAGCACCGUUUUAUCCUGGAGCCUUGUUCAUUCUCAGCAUGUUCUAUACUCGUAAAGAACUCGCUGUCAGACUGGCUAUCUUCUAUACAGGCAACAUGAUAGCCAGUUCCUUUGCAGGACUCAUCGCCGCUGGAGUCUUUGCUGGUCUUGACCAAAAGCAUGGCUUGGCUGGCUGGCAAUGGCUCUUCAUCAUCCAAGGCGCCUUAUCAAUCCUUACCGCCAUUCUAGCAUUCAUCUUCCUCCCAGACCAUCCCCUCACCACCCGCUGGCUCUCAGAAGAGCAGCGACAGCUUGCAUACAACCGCAUCUACACCGACACAACAGACGUCCGUGAAAAGACGAGCGUAUGGAUCGGUCUCAAAGAAUCUGCUUCUGAUUGGCGGACAUGGGCAUUAUGUCUUAUGUACAAUCUUCACCUCUCAUCAGUCGGCUUCCAGAAUUUCCUCCCAACCGUCAUGAGGACUCUCACCGACAGUAACACCAUCGCUUUAGUCCUGACAUGCCCACCGUAUCUCCUCGCCGCUGGAAUUGGAAUCGCCAUGGCGUGGACGUCAGGACGCUGGAAUGAGCGCACGCUACAUAUUACCAUCUGCAAAUGCAUCGUCAUGGUUGGUUUCAUCAUCGCUGUUUCAACCUUGAACAUAGCAGCGCGGAUGUUCAGCAUCUACCUCUUUGUCGGUUUCAGCUUCGGCAUUAAUAACAUCAUCCUUGCGUGGAUCAGUGCAACAGUCGGCCAGACGAGCGAGAAGAAAGCCGUGUCUCUUGCGAUUUGCAAUACGUUUGGCAAUUUGGCUCAUGUGUACACGGCUUAUUUGUGGCCUUCCUCGGAUGAGCCGCGGUACACUACUGCUUGGGUUUCAAGUAUUGCAUUUUCGCUUGGGGUUGUUGUUAUUGCGUGGGGGUUGAGGUUCCAUCUGAAGCAUUUGAACAAAAAGACAAGGAGGGAUCAUCCCGAGGUUACGAACUUUUAUGUUUAUUGA
Messenger RNA from Fusarium subglutinans, 1509 nucleotides. RefSeq names its product major facilitator superfamily transporter. Lineage: Eukaryota; Fungi; Ascomycota; Sordariomycetes; Hypocreales; Nectriaceae. The coding region runs from base 1 to 1509 and encodes 502 amino acids. The record is from RefSeq and is a predicted model, not a curated record. Gene Ontology annotation, cellular component: membrane. Gene Ontology annotation, biological process: transmembrane transport. The transcript has 5 exons. Gene Ontology annotation, molecular function: transmembrane transporter activity.